CUAUAUGUAAUUGCAAUAAAAUAUAAAAUGCGUGGCGUGCUCAAAUGGUUAGAGCGCAUCGAAUUCUCGAAUGCCAAAGAUGAGAACACCAGUGUUCAUUCCGUUUGCUAUGCUCCGGAUGGCAGUCAGUUAGUGGUUGCAGCAGGGGAGCGUCUGCUCAUCUACAAUCCCAAUGAUGGCUCGCUACUGAACACAUUAAAGGCCCACAAGGAUGUUAUAAACUCGGUGGUUUAUUCCCGCGAUGGCAAACGCUUUGCAAGUGGCGCCGCAGAUAAAAUGGUCAUUGUGUGGUCGCCACAACUGGAGGGCCUCCUCAAGUACUCUCACGGCGACUCUAUUCAAUGCAUGUGCUUUAAUCCCGUCUCGCAUCAUUUGGCGUCGUGUUCCACAUCGGAUUUUGCCUUCUGGUCGGCGGAUCAGAAGGCUGUGCAAAAGUACAAGAUCGGAUCGCGUGUCAAUGGUUGCGCGUGGACGAAUGAUGGACAGUAUUUGAUACUUGGUCUGGCAAAUGGCAGCAUAUCCAUACGCAGUAAAUUGGGUGAGGAAAAGGGACGCAUUGAUCGACCGGGUGGAGCCAAUAGCUCCAUCUAUGCCGUACAAUGCUGUCCGGUAAAUGGUGCUGGCAGCGUGGACACCAUUGCCGUUGCGGAUUGGUCCCAGACAUUGUCGUUUCACACGCUCAGUGGCCAAAUGAUUGGCAAGGAGCGCAUUCUAGGAUUCGAUCCGCUCUGCAUGUCAUAUUUUCCCAAUGGAGAGUUUUGUGUCGUCGGCGGCUGCACAAGCAACUUGCAAUUCUUUACCCGAGACGGCGUGCGAUUGGGCACUCUCGGUGAUGGCUUCGAAUCGUGGAUCUGGUCGGUGGCACUGCAUCCGAAUGGACAAUCCUACACGAUUGGCUGCCAGGAUGGCACUUUGGCCUCUUUCAACAUUGCUUCGAGCACGGUGCAUGCUCUGUAUCGGGAGCGUUAUGCCUUUCGUGAGAAUAUGUGUGAUGUGAUCAUUCAGCACCUGAUGUCGGGUCAAAAGGUGCGCAUCAAGUGCCGUGAUCUUGUCCAGAAAAUAGCCAUCUACAGGAAUCGUCUGGCUGUGCAGUUGCCGGAACGUGUUGUGCUCUACGAGCUGAGUUCCACAGAGAAUGAGCCCAUGCACUACAAGGUCAGGGAAAAGAUCCAACAGAAGUUCGAUUGCAGCUUGCUGGUCGUCUGCGGAUUGCAUAUUGUCCUGUGUCAGGAGAAGCGACUGCAAUGCCUGGACUUUGAGGGUACGCUGCAGCGAGAAUGGAUCAUGGACUCGUUCAUACGUUACAUUAAGGUGACAGGCGGUCCGCCGGGACGAGAGGGUCUCAUGGUUGGUCUGAAGAACGGACAGGUCUUUCGCAUCUUUCUAAACAAUUCCCUGCCACUGCUGAUUACGACGGCAGUGUCCGCAGUCCGCUGUCUGGACAUCAAUGCGAAUCGCAGCAAAAUCGCUGUUGUGGAUGACGCUGGACGACUGGUGGUGCGGGAUCUGCUCAACGAUAGCAUUCUCUAUCAGGAUGUGGGCGUAAAUAGUGUCACCUGGAACACACAUCUGGACACGAUGCUCUGCUAUACACACACCAGCGGUGGAUUGAGCGUACGCGUUGGCAAUCUACCGCCCAGGGCACCGCAGAAUAUGCAUGGCGUCGUUGUGGGCUUGUGUGGUGCAACGGCCUUUUGUCUGCGUGGCAAUAUAAUGCAUAAUACACCACUGGCUCUGGGCGCCACAAUGUGGCAGUUCAUCGAGGCGGGCCUGUUUGACGAGGCAUACCAGGUGGCCUGCCUGGGUGUCACCACCAGCGACUGGGAGGGCUUGGCACAAUCUGCCCUGGAGGCGCUGCACAUCAAUAUUGCCCGGGAUGCGUACGUCAAGGUGCGCAAUUUGCCUUGGCUGCAGGUGAUCAGUGAGCUGCGAGAGCAACAGCAACGCGCCACCGUACCCAAGGAGGUGCUGCUGGGCGACAGUUGUGCCUUUGCGGGGAAAUUCAAGGAGGCAGCGCGUCUCUUCCUCAAAUGCAAUCAAACGAAUCGAGCGCUCGAAAUGUACACAGAUCUGAGAAUGUUUGAUCUGGCGCAGGAGUAUCUCAAAGAUGGUAGCGAACUGGAGAAACGGGAUCUGGUGCGCAAGCGAGCCGAGUGGGCCUACUCUGUCAAGGAGCCGCGUGCAGCUGCCGAGCUGCUCCUCUCCGCGGGCGAACACCAAAAGGCCAUUGACAUUGUCGCCGAGCAGGGUUGGGCAGAUGUCCUCUAUGAUAUUGGACGACGUCUGAGCCUCAGCGAACGCGACGCUGUCCAAUCGGUGGCUCAGAAUCUGAAGACACUGAAGGCCUUACCGCUGGCCGCCGAGAUGUUCAAGAAGCUGGGCGACGAGGCGCAAGUGGUGCAGCUGCAUGUCGAGGUCCAGGACUGGACCGAAGCCUUCCGUUUGGCCGAAGCCUUGCCAGAGCUGUUACCCAACGUGCAUUACCAGCAUGCACAGUGGCUGGCAGAAACGGAUCAAUUUAUUGACGCGCAUCAGGCUUAUCUAAAAGCUGGACGCACCAAGGAUGCAAAUCGUCUGCUGAAGCAACUGAGCAACACAGCCAUUGUCGAGGAGCGCUACCUGGAUGCCAGCUACUUUUAUUGGCUACUGGCCAAACAAUAUCUGGACAUAUAUCACGAGAAACCUGAGCAAAAUGCCAUUGAUCAUCAUCUCAACGAGUACAAAAACCAUUUGCGCAUUGCAAAAGUAUAUUACGCCUACAGCGUCAUCUUCAGCUAUAUGAAGGAGCCAUUUACCACCCAUUCACCCGUCAGUCUCUUCAACGUGAGCCGUUUCAUUUUCAACGAGGUGGAGAACAAGGGCGCGCCAAAGGGCGUCAGCAUGUUUUCGGUGCUCUUCACGCUGGCCAAACAAGCCAAAUUGCUGCAGGCCAACAAGCUGUGCCUGCUGGUCAACAAGCGUCUGCAGUCACUCAAACCGCCUGCGGGCGUUCAAGAGCAAAUCGAUCUGAAUUUCCUGAACAGCAAGGCGUGCAAGAGUGGCUUCAAUGAUCCCGAGGAGCUGCUGCCGUUAUGCUACAAGUGCUCGAACUAUAGCCAGCAUUUAAAUAAUAAUACCUGUCCCACCUGCAGACAGGACUAUAUAUUUUCCUUUGUUUCAUUUGAAAUCUUGCCUUUAGUACAAUUCCAUCCGGAGGUGGAUAUAACCGAUUCCGAGGCGGAACGUUUGCUUUUGGCGCCCGCCAAAAAUCCAGAGGAUGCAGAUCCAUUCAAUGAAGAUGUCGCCAGCGCGCUUCCUUUGAGUUUAGAUCGCCAUGCGCUGCGCGCUAUUGAUCCCAAUCAUGUCCUGAUACUCAAGCGAAAGCAAAGACGCAACAUUUACUAUCGCAAUAUACUGCCCGAUCUGCAGGUUACCUACUGCUCCGAGUGUUUGCUGUUAUUCUACGCCGAGGACUUUGAGCUGCAGGUGCUGCAGAAGGGCUAUUGUCCUUUCUGUCGCACCUCCACGGACAAGCUGCUGGAAGACUUUUAAAUGUCACACAACAAGAAUUAGGUAAACUGGUAGUUAAAGUACAUAUCAUAUUGUUAAAAGUGAUGUAUUUACAAAGUCCGUCCAACAAAUUGAAUAUAUAAACUUAUAAUUAUGCA
Molecule: messenger RNA, 3647 nt
Organism: Drosophila grimshawi
Lineage: Eukaryota; Metazoa; Arthropoda; Insecta; Diptera; Drosophilidae
Gene: Oseg1
Product: intraflagellar transport protein 122 homolog
Exons: 11
Coding region: 28-3531 (1167 amino acids)
Biological process (GO): intraciliary retrograde transport; protein localization to cilium; non-motile cilium assembly
Cellular component (GO): non-motile cilium; intraciliary transport particle A
Molecular function (GO): protein binding
Source: RefSeq, a predicted model, not a curated record